AUGUCGAGCAUAGUAGCACGUUCCGAAGACAAGACGCUGUCUCCGAGCCUAGAAUCUCGAAUAAAUGCCAUUAUCGAUGCCUUGGAUGACAUGAUCCUUCUGGCCGACCCAGCGCCAUGCUCGCCUUUGCAAGAAUCAACAAAGAACCUAGUUAAGCAGCCUUUGGCUGGAGUUGCAGUUGUUGAAAACUGUCCCAACGAGGAGUACUCCCCUCCGUCCUCGAUAGCUUCGAGCCCAUGCAACUCACCCGGUAACGUCGCUGCACCUUUACCAGAGGAUGACGUAUUAGUUAAUGUACCUGGAAAACUUCCAAGCGUGGGAACCACAGAGAUGCCAAUCUCAGCAACUACGGAAGAGGAAUACAUACUGCUUCAGAGGGUCGACCUAUCCCGUGAGAAGCACGUUGCUCCUAUCCCAGCAAACCCUUAUUCUGAACUGGACCGUACAUUUCCUCGACAGCGUCAACAUAAUAAUGGUCCGACGAGAAGCAACUCUCCCAACGGAAUCAUGAGGGCGGCUUUAGAGAGGUCAACAUUUGCUCCCAAACGUCUACUAUCUCCUCUCUCCAGAACGGUCGUGCUACCGUUGACUCAACCGCUCGUCGACGUUCCGAGCGAGCCACUUACGAAACACCCCAAAGUCAGUGAUACCUCCUCGAUACCUUCAAAACCUGCUUCCGAAGUAUCAAUAGGCUCUCAUUCCAAAGAGAGUCAAGAUGGUCGGUCGGGUAUCAGCGACCCAAGUACCGUCAAAGGGGAUAUCGCUAUCGUAGUCACUCCUUCCGGCAUCCAACAGGUCUAUAAAGAACGACCCAAAACCCCUCUCCCAAUCAAACGACCGCUUCCUCCAACACCACUCGACUUGGCGGCCAUCCGGGCAAUCAAAACCUCUCAUGGUGACGAACUACAUCGACUAUCCCCUUCUCCGGCUCGAAUGCGCAAAAGAAGAAUACUACCGCUGAGGAGGGGAGAGGAUGGAUACGAGACAGCCGACGAGUUCUGGAAACGGCGCUCUCGUACAGCGCAGAUUUAG
Messenger RNA from Serendipita indica DSM 11827, 1032 nucleotides. NCBI's taxonomy places the organism in Eukaryota, Fungi, Basidiomycota, Agaricomycetes, Sebacinales, Serendipitaceae. The record is from the annotation of a GenBank genome assembly.